Magallana angulata is the source of this 2065-nucleotide messenger RNA. Its product is annotated as transmembrane protein 272-like. The record is from RefSeq and is a predicted model, not a curated record. Lineage: Eukaryota; Metazoa; Mollusca; Bivalvia; Ostreida; Ostreidae. The transcript is spliced from 5 exons. Bases 186 to 854 code for a protein of 222 amino acids.
AGUGAAUAUAGAGUACUUUCAUAAUGAUAUGUAGGUAUUUUAAUAAAGUCAAUAUACACAGAAACAUUUAAAUACGAGUAUGUUGGAUUAAUCACGUUUAAAUAUCAAACAAAUUAAAGACCAACGUUGUCAAGAAACUCUAAAACAGGCAAUCAGUAAUUCUGUGACGGUAUCUUAUAACUGAAAUGAUCCACCCGGAAUAUUCUAUCAACCCAGGGACCCCGGAAGACCCACCCCAGGUACAAACCGCUAAUGAUGUGGCCAAAAACGAUCCUCCGCCAAGCUACGAAUCCCUGUUUGGUAAGAUUAAGAGGGCAAAAGCGGAAUCAUCGGGGAGAGUGGACUUCGCCAAGAAAAGCUGCUCUAUCUGUACAGAAUCAGUGGUGUUUGCAGUAAUUCUAUGCAUCAUUCUGAUUAUUCCGGUCAGCAUGAUUGUGAUGGGCUCGGUGUUCCUGUAUGACUGUCGCGCCAACGAGAUGGUUCCCGUGUAUCUGGUGGUGCAUGGCGUCUUCCUCAUAAUCGCUAUCAUCUUUGGACUGUUGCAAACACGCUCAGACAAAGACAAGAAAAAAGACAGCAAAAAGGAGAAAACACCCAACGAAAAAUGUAUCGAACUGAUAUCAACCCUCAUCCACGUCUUUUUGAUUGCAUGGUUUUUCUAUGGAAAUACAAUCACAUUCGGAUUAAACUGGGUGUCUUCCCCUGCCACGGCUCGAACCUACUGCCAUCCCUCUCUGUAUUACUACGCCUACUGGGUUAUCAUGUCGGUGUAUAUAUUUAUAGGGAUUGUUGUGUUUGUGUCUCUCUGUGUAGUUUUGUAUUCAUGCAUCUCUGGGUCGAAGGCGAAAAAAUAAUUGUUGAAAAAAAAGAGAGAGAGAGAGAGAGAGAGAGAUAGUAUACAAAACAUGAUAUUAUUUGUUGAUAAUUUUUAGCUGGCAUUUGUUUCAAUUGGAGGCAAAAAUAAUUUCGAAAAUUUACGUUUCUGACUGGCUCGAUCAACAAAAGAUUCACUUGACUUCUAUUUAUAUAAACUAGUUACAUGUACUUAUGACGAAAAACACAAACAUACAUGAAGUCAUUUAUUGAAAUAUCUAAUUGCGUGAAAUACUGAUGUAUAUUGAGGUUUCACUUAAUUAAUGCUUGCAAUCUUUGGAUAUUUACAGUACAUGUACACUCACACUGUUAUAAAUUGUUUAAUUAAUUUGUUAAUCAUCAUCAAAGAAAAAUCACCGUGUGUUUAUGUCGAAUUCAGAUUCGAGAGUUGUACACCGGAUAUUCUAGUAUUGUGACAUGUUGUAAAUUUUGUAUUUACUACCACCCGGUAUAUUCAAAAUUUACAACAUGACAGUUGUAAUGCGGAAAAUGCGGUAAAUAAGAAAAUGACAUCGUGAUGGACUUUGUCCCGUAGAUUGCAGCGAAAAUAGAACCAUUUUAACAGGAGCUUGGACUUUGAGAAGUUGUGUCAAACAGCAAUAUGACGUAGGACUGUUUAUUUCUUUACCACUCGGCUAUGGCUCUUUGAAAUCAACCAGAUUUGUCUGGCUCUUCAGAAAAGACUACGCAAUAUGUGUAGAUUUCACAUUGAAACCAGCGUCGUUUUCAACUUGUUUUGACGCAAGAGAAUGAUAGUUACAUCCUACCAAAAGUCCAAGGUCUUGUUAAAAUGGUUCUAAAACUCUACCAGUAAUUGCACGGUAUAUAGUAACAAUUUUAUUGAUAAGAAUGUUUUAUACCAUUUUCGCCUGCCAAUGGUUUAAUUCAUUCAUUCAUCUAGAUGAUGAGGAUCUGAGAGAUGAGAAUAAACAAAUCGGGCCCUUAGCUAACGAAGUUAGUUUAAUGCACUUUAUUUUUAAUUUCAAAAUGCUUCUACGUGUAUUUGAUAAACACGCAUAGUUUUCAACGAAUUCUGUAAUUGUACAAAAACAAAAGGUAUAAACUUUUAGACAGAGAUACACGUUGCCUACGCUCCAUCCAAUAUUUGGUUUGUUUAUUUUAAUUUGUUUAGUUGCGGUAUUUGUUUCUUUGUUUUGUUUUUCUGGUUUUGAAACAAUAAAUGAUUUAUUGU